Messenger RNA from Cornus florida, 2020 nucleotides. RefSeq lists its product as uncharacterized. The coding region runs from base 250 to 1794 and encodes 514 amino acids. NCBI's taxonomy places the organism in Eukaryota, Viridiplantae, Streptophyta, Magnoliopsida, Cornales, Cornaceae. The record is from RefSeq and is a predicted model, not a curated record. The transcript has 6 exons.
UGCAAAUCAACUAGUAAGUAACCAAACGUGAACCAACCCUUUCCAAAGAAGUGAAAAACAAGUUCCUUGUUGUCUCCCAUCAUCAGUUUCAAACUUAACACAUGCACCAUGGGGGGAGAGAGAGAGAGAGGAAGUACUUAGAAGACCAUAUAUAUGUGUAUAACUACAUAUACAUAUACAUAUACAUAUAUAACAAGUGUUAUAUAUAUUGAGCUUGUUCUUGUUGAUAGUUGAAGUUGUGAUAUAUAUAUGUGUGUGUAUAUAUAUAGAAGAAUGAGAAGGAAUAAUGAAAAGUAUAUGAAUAAGUACUUUAUGGAACCUGGAUGGCAGCCACUGAAGAAAAGAAUCGCCACGACUAGUGUCAUUUCUUUUCUCUUCUUCCUCUUCGUUGGCAUCUUAGUCUAUGCUUGCUGGAUUGAUCUUUCUAUAAAUUCAGGUCAUUCCUUUCCAUCAUUCAAGAGAACACCAAACACACUUGAAUUCCCUUUGGACUGCAGUGCAUGGAACCAAACACGGACGUGCCCAAAAAACUAUCCAACCAAAUCCAAACCCAUCAUCAAACCUGACCGUUCAUCGAACGCCACGUGCCCCGAUUACUUCCGUUGGAUUCAUGAAGAUCUACGGCCAUGGAAGGGGACGGGAAUCACGAGGGACAUGGUGGAGGGAGCAAGUAAGACCGCUCACUUCAGAUUGGUGAUCCUCAGCGGGAAGGUCUACAUAGAGAAGUUUAGGAAGUCAAUUCAGACUAGAGAUUUGUUUACCCUGUGGGGGAUUGUACAGCUGUUAAGGUGGUACCCUGGAAGAUUGCCAGAUUUGGAGAUGAUGUUUGACUGCGAUGAUCGGCCUGUCGUCCGAUCCAAGGACUUUCGGAGACCCAACUCGGGCCCACCACCGUUGUUCCGGUACUGUUCCGAUGAAUGGAAUUUGGAUAUUGUGUUCCCGGAUUGGUCAUUUUGGGGCUGGGCUGAGACAAACAUAAAGCCAUGGAGGAGUGUGUUAGAGGACAUAAAAGUUGGGAACAAGAAAACGAAGUGGAAGGAUAGGGUACCCUUGGCUUAUUGGAAGGGUAACCCACAUGUAGCUCCGACAAGGGCUGACCUUAUGAAGUGCAAUGUCACUGAUAAAGAUGACUGGAACACUCUUCUAUAUGUCCAAGAUUGGGUGAAAGAAUCCAAGGUAGGAUACAAGCAAUCAAAUCUAGGUGACCAGUGUACCCACAGAUAUAAGAUAUAUAUAGAAGGAUGGGCAUGGUCUGUAAGUGAAAAAUACAUUUUAGCAUGCAACUCCCCAACCUUGCUGGUAACUCCACGUUUCACCGAUUUCUUCACAAGAGGCAUGGUACCAUUGCAACAUUAUUGGCCCAUUAGGGACAACAAUAAGUGUAAAUCUCUCAAGUUUGCCGUUGAAUGGGGCAACAAUCACACCCAAAAGGCACAAGCUAUUGGAGAGGCAGCGAGCAGAUACAUUCAAGAGGAUCUAAAGAUGGAUUAUGUGUAUGAUUACAUGUUUCAUUUGUUGAAUGAAUAUGCAAAGCUCAUCAAGUUCAAGCCAACUAUACCUCCAAUGGGGAUUCAGCUGUGCCCCGAAAGAAUGGCGUGCGGCGCAGACGGUAACUGGAAGAAGUUCAUGGUGGAAUCAGUGGUGAAGUCUCCUUCUGAUGCAGUCCCAUGCACUAUGCCUCCACCAUAUGAUCCUCAGUCCUUCAAAGCCUUCCUUGAUGAGAAAGGUAAAUCAACUAAGCAAGUGGAGUUGUGGGAAAAUGAGUACUGGGACCAAAGAAUCAAGAAGGAUUAAAAUGAAGUUUCUAAUCUGUAUUUUUUUAAGUUAGGUUGAUGCUUGACAUCUAAUGACUUUAGAGACUCGUUGAAAAAACACAUACCUUUAUAAACCAAGUGUUUUAUCAGAAGGUAAGGGCUAUAUAUUCUCAUGCUGUCCAUGAUCUUCACAAACUUACCUACACUCAGAGACUGUAAUUGUCCAGUUGAAAAUAAAAGUUUACCAUCAGUUGAACUGUCUACAG